This is a messenger RNA of Aspergillus alliaceus, 822 nucleotides long. Its product is annotated as class I SAM-dependent methyltransferase. Gene Ontology annotation, molecular function: S-adenosylmethionine-dependent methyltransferase activity. The record is from RefSeq and is a predicted model, not a curated record. NCBI's taxonomy places the organism in Eukaryota, Fungi, Ascomycota, Eurotiomycetes, Eurotiales, Aspergillaceae. The transcript has 3 exons. The coding region runs from base 1 to 822 and encodes 273 amino acids.
AUGGCGCAGCAGAAAGACAUCUGGUCAGCCGACCUUUACGGCGAAAAGGUGGCCCCAUUCGUUGCAACUUCGACUGAGAAGGUUCUGGCCUGGCUGGACCCCAAGCCAACUGAUGAAAUCCUUGAUAUUGGGUGCGGGGAAGGCCCCUUGACAGCCCGUAUAGCUCCCCAUGUCAAACGGAUCGUGGGAGUUGACGGCUCCCCCAACAUGAUCGAGCACUUCAAAAAGGCCUACCCACACAUUGAGUCGCGGGUUGUUGAUUGCCGACUGCUGGAUCAAGAGUCUGACCUGACAACCGGGAGUUUCGACAAAGUCUUUUCGAACGCUGCCUUGCAUUGGAUUCUCCGAGACCCUGAAACCAGGUCCAAUACGAUCAAGGGCUGUUUCGAGGCGCUCAAGCCAGGUGGCCUUCUGGUCAAUGAGUCCGGUGCACUGGGAAAUGUGGCCGAGGUGCAUUCCGCAAUUAUCAGUGGUCUAGUCACUCAAGGUAUUCCUGUUGAACAGGCGCGAGAAGCCUCGCCUUGGUGGUUCCCAUCGCAGCAGGCUAUGAAGGACCUUGUUGAAGGAGCGGGCUUUAAAUGGGUCAAGGGCGAGGUUCAACUUAGACAGACAACGCUAACAGAGAAUGAGAAGGGUGGUGUUGAAGGAUGGAUUCGUCUGUUUGGUGAGCCCUUUCUUCAACUCCUCCCGACGACCGAGGCACGCGACGCAGCCGUCAAACACGCUGUUGACGUCCUCGAGGCUGUUGGAAGACAGCAGCAUGAUGGUUCUUUUACUGUCAAUUACAUUCGCCUUCGCUUCGUGGCUCAAAAGCCAGAGUGA